GUCAGACGCUUUGGGCUGGAUGUUCCCUCACGCUUCAAUAGAUCUGUGCCGCCGAUUCGGUUCUGACGCAUUCCCACAAAAUCCUUUAAUAUACCCCUAUGCACUCACUUACUUCCGUGCCCAGAAGAAAAUCCUAGCCAGAGUAGCAGGGAAUCCAUCCGUGUCCUAGUUGAGCCGAUUGUAUGUGUGCUAGGAUCCGAGUUAGUAGUGGGUUGUGUGAAACUUGUACAGGCUCUGCGGUGCGGCUGCCAAUUUGAAACUUGCACGCGUGGGAUGGUACUAAACGAUGUCGAAUUGAGUUGACGGAGGCGCGGAUGCGUUAGGCUAACAUAGAAUCUCUUGACCGCGCUCCUGUGCUGAAGCAUCUGGAUGGGAUGCAACUGUCCAACCCUUACUUGAAACAGACGAAGUUAGGAGUGAAAAAAAGGAGGAAGAAGGGAUUAACCGCGUCCAAGCUCCGAAAUCUGUGACAUAUUUCGCGUUCAGUCCCAGUCCCGCUGCUUUUGUCUACCCUGUUCUCAGACUGAGGCAUGACAUGUUAAGUCGUCUCAGCACCAGGGGAAGACCAGAUCCUUGCCGCUUGGGGUCCCAUCAUCUUGUGGCGGAUGCUGGCCAUGAUGGUAGCGUUGCAGUCUACUAGUUGGGAGAGGGUGGUUGUAGGGAGCGAUUGUGUGCGAGAAGGUAAUGGAAGAGCUUACUUUGUUUGAGCACCGGGAAAUGCGGCCGACACUAAUAGCGGUAGCGUGAGAUCUACCACGGUUGUGGGAGUGAUGAGUAGUCUAGAAGGGGGGCUAGCGGAAGAGACGACGGAGGUUUUUAGCGGAGCUCGUGAUGCCUCAGCCGCCAAUUGCGUGAGAAGGGGGAUUCGGGUUGAUAACUGGUUGUUCGGUUUGUCCCGCGUGAGUGUCGACGGGAACAUGGUGGUUUGAAUAGGCGGUUGCUUGUAGGGGAGUGUAGUGUGGUUGAUCACCGUGCAGAGUUGAGGAUUCCUAGAAAUGAGGGGGUUGUGAAAUUUGGACUUGUUUGCGGUGUUUCGAGUUGUUCGUGUUGUGGGGGCCUUUGGGAGAGUCGGCCAUGGCUGGGGGCCGGAAGCUCGUGGUGGAGGUGCUGGCCGCGAAAGGCCUCAUGCCCAAGGAUGGACAAGGGUCAGCGAAUGCGUACUGCGUGCUGGAUUUCCAUGGCCAGCGGAAGAGGACGAGGGUGAAGCCCAAAGACCUUGACCCUACUUGGAACGAGAAGUUUGAAUUCGCGAUGCCCGAGAUUGGAAUGUCUGGGGAUGUGGAAAUUUGCGUCCAGAACGAGCGAAAGAGCGGGACAGGCCAACGGAAUAGCUUCUUGGGUCGAGUUAUAGUUCCCUUAAAUACUGUGCCUAACAAGCCCGAAGCAGUAAGAUGGUAUCCGUUGCAGAAGAGAGGUCUUUUCUCGCACAUCAAAGGUGACUUAGGGUUGAAAAUUUGGUGGCAGGGCUCGGAGCAAUCUCUUAAGGGUGGCAAGUGCGGUAAUAAUGUUCAGGGAGAGCCAGUUGUGGUAGUUGGAGAUGGGGCUGGGAAAAACAUCCCAGGAAUUGUUGUUGGGGGAGGGAAGAAGAGGGAAGCCAAGGCAGAUCAAGUGCCGGAAGGCCUCAGGCCUAAUAGAAUAACUGUGCCAGAGGCUGAUUUUACUGUUAAGGAAACCAACCCUGAUUUGGGAAAGGCCGUGGACUACAAGCAGCAUUAUGACCUCGUGGAGGAGAUGACCUACCUCUUCAUUCGGGUCGUCAGAGCACGCAAUCUGAUGGGAAAGGACAACAAUGGUUUGAGUGAUCCAUAUGUGCGGAUAUCUGUGGGUCCUGUUAAGACGGAGACCAGGAUAAUCCCGCGUACUCUCAAUCCAGAAUGGAAUCAAUCUUUUGCAAUCGGAAGGGACAAGAUUCAGGGUGGAGCGUGCGAGCUGUCAGUGUGGGAUGCGGAUAAACUUUCAAAAGAUGACUUCCUUGGAGGCUUCAUGAUUGAUUUACGUGAGGUUCCUCCUCGGAAGCCUCCCGAAAGCCCCCUAGCUCCGCAAUGGUACAGACUGGAGUCGAAGUCUGGCAAGGGCAGAGUUAGUGGGGAUUUGAUGGUUGCAAUCUGGUGGGGUACUCAGGCUGAUGAAGUCUUUCCCGACGCAUGGCACUCAGACACUGGUGGAAGUGCGAUGUUCAGGUCAAAAAUAUAUUUGUCUCCCAAGUUAUGGUAUCUGCGAGUAAACGUAAUUGAGGCGCAGGAUCUAUUGGCAAGUGACAGGAUUUUAACAGAGCCGUAUGUCAGGGUGCUCGUGGGACCAUACCAACAAUUGCGAACAUCACGAGCUGUUACACGAGGCGGCAGCCCGUUUUGGAACGAAGACUUGAUGUUCGUUGCUUCAGAGCCAUUUGAUGAAAUGAUGCAAAUUUACGUUGAAGACCGAAUGGUUCCUGGAAAGGAAGAGUUGCUUGGACAUGUUCAAAUACCCCUCAUGAGUAUUGAACGCCGUAUUGAUGGUCGUCCAGUAGCCUCCAGAUGGUAUGUUCUGGUAAGACCUGGUGGAGGAGGAGGAUCAUUCCUCGGUCGUAUUCAUCUUCGUCUCUGCUUCGAUGGUGGUUACCACGUCAUGGACGAAUCGUCUAAUUACAUCAGUGAUACUCGACCUACAGCAAGGCAGCUAUGGCGGCCGCCGCUUGGAGUUUUAGAGGUUGGGAUUCACGGUGCUAAUAAUCUCCUUCCCAUGAAGACAACUAAAGAUAAUCGAGGGAGUACUGAUGCUUACUGUGUUGCCAAGUAUGGACCCAAGUGGAUUCGCACGCGCACCAUCUUUGAGAGUUUCAAUCCCCGUUGGAAUGAGCAGUACACUUGGGAGGUUUAUGAUCCUUGUACAGUUCUCACAGUAGGUGUAUUUGACAACCGGCACAGUUUUCCAGUGGGUGGUGCGCCUAAAGAUUUACCCAUUGGAAAAGUGCGUAUUAGGCUGUCUACGCUGGAGAGUGACCGAGUGUACACAAACGCGUACCCUCUUCUGGUCGUCACACCACAAGGAGUGAAGAAAAUGGGUGAAUUGGAGAUGGCAGUGAGGUUUACCACCGCAGCGACUGCAAAUGUGCUUGCUGCUUAUCUUCAGCCACAGUUGCCCAAGAUGCACUUCUUUUACCCCCUUGAUCCAAGGCAACUAGAAAUGCUUCGAGUGGCUGCAAUGAAUAUAGUAGCGUUAAGGUUGAUGCGUUCAGAGCCUCCUUUGAGGCAGGAGGUUGUACAGUUCAUGCUCGACACUGAAGCUGAGCGGUGGAGCAUGCGCCGAAGUAAAGCUAACUACUAUCGAAUUAUGGGGGUGUUGUCUGGAGUACUAGCUGUUAUGAACUGGUUCUCCGACAUUUGCAACUGGAAGAGUCCUGUCACCACCGUCCUCAUUCACAUCUUGUUCCUGAUCCUUGUUUGGUACCCUGAGCUUCUCCUCCCGACAGUCUUCUUUUACAUGUUUCUGAUCGGAGCUUGGAAGUACCGCUUUCGGUCACGGACGCCCCCUUUCAUGGAUGCCAAGCUCUCUCAAGGAGAGUAUAUUGGACACUUGGAUGAGCUGGAAGAAGAAUUUAAUGUUAUCCCUGCUAGUAGAGCUCAGGAGGUACUGAGAAUGAGAUAUGAGCGAUUGCGUGGCGUGGCUGGACGCAUUCAGAAUGCGUUUGGUGACCUUGCAAGCAUGGGAGAGAAGCUCAAUUCUUUACUAAGUUGGCGGGACCCCAGGGCCACUACGAUAUUUAUUGGCUUCUGCUUCGUGACUGCUAUCGUGCUGUAUGUGACUCCAUUUCAAGUGGUAGCAGUUCUGCUUGGUGUGUACGCACUGCGGCACCCACGGUUCCGAGACCCACUUCCAUCCGUGCCCCUGAACUUCUUUAAGAGACUACCCUCGCUGUCAGAUCGCAUCUUGUAGACAGGCUAUAGUUCUUGUAGAUAGAAAACAAGUGCGUGCGAGUUUGAAGCAGAGAGGAGAGUGUGUCUUUAAGAAAAUAUAUCGGCUUUCUUCCUUAGUUUCUAUUGCCCUGUUCAUUUUAGAUAUUACAGAACAGCCCCCAGCCUAGCGUCUCUCUUCUGUACAUGAACGUUGGGAUAAACUGAACCGUUUUACAGUAGUUCGGAACUUUUUAGCAGGUUAUUAUUACCUUCAUCCUUCACAGAUGGUAGUGAGAAGACAUUGUGGCCCAAUGCUUGCUUCGGAAUUUUCCCCUUGAAAAAUAAUGUAAUUUUUUUUUACCAGGGAGCCGAAUCUCAACGAAAGCAUGUUUAUCUCUUA
Messenger RNA from Physcomitrium patens, 4275 nucleotides. Its product is annotated as FT-interacting protein 3. The record is from RefSeq and is a predicted model, not a curated record. Lineage: Eukaryota; Viridiplantae; Streptophyta; Bryopsida; Funariales; Funariaceae.